AUGACAUCAAAAAGAAGAAUUAAACAUCUAUUGGAGCUUGCUAAAGAAGCUAGUAGUAAAGAUGACGAUAUGAACAACAUUACAUAUAAAAAAAAAAGUAAGACAAAUAUUACCAAUUUCUCUAAUAGGAAACCAAAAUAUGAAACUAAUUUAAUAGCCAAUUCAUCUAUUUCAAAAACAAAAUAUGAAGUUUUAACAGAAGAUUCCUUAAAUGAUAUUGAAUUCAUUUAUGAGAAUGUUGUAACUUCUAUAAAUGAACCAGAUAAUAUUUAUAAUGAAAAUAAUUUAAUUAAUGUUCCUAAUAAUACUGCACCAACUACUGAAAAUCAAGUUGAUGACAGUAUUUAUAACAAUACUGACUGUAUAAUUAAUUUUGAAACUGAUAAUUCUGAAUUUAAUAAUUAUGAAGAUUGCUUAAAGGAUAAUAUUGAAUUAACUUAUGAAGAUGUAGAAGUUGUAACUUCCAUUGAUGUACCAGGUAAUAUUUCUAAUGAAAAUAAUUUAAAUGUUCCUAAUAAUACUGCACCAACUACUGAAAAUCAAGUUGAUGACAGUAUUUAUAACAAGACUGACUGUAUAAUUAAUUUUGAAACUGAUAAUUCUGAAUUUAAUAAUUAUGAAGAUUGCUUAAAAUAUAAUAUUGAAUUAACUUAUGAAGAUGUAGAAGUUGUAACUUCCAUUGAUGUACCAGGUAAUAUUUCUAAUGAAAAUAAUUUAAAUGUUCCUAAUAAUACUUCACCAACCACUGAAAAUCAAGUUGAUGACAGUAUUUAUGACAAGACUGACUGUAUAACUAAUUUUGAAACUGAUAAUGGUGAAUUUAUUAAUUAUGAUCAUGACUAUUCAAAAGAAAUUGAAAUUGAAACUUCAGAUUCAAUCACUGACAAAAGAGUGCGUAAAAGGGGUAUAAUAUCACAAAAAAAAAAUUGGAAUAGGGAAGUUAUGCAACAAAAUAGAUUGCUAGGAAAGGCAUACAUAGGGUUUCAGAGGCAAGGCAAGAAAGUAUCUCAAGAUGUAAAUAAGGAUGAAAGGAAAAUGAAACCAACAUGUGCUUCAACAUUUUGCAAUAAAUCAAAAAACAGAUACUGCGACAAUUUUUCUGAAUCUGAGAGAAGUGAACUGUUUAACCAUUUUUGGAAUAAUUGUACAUCCUGGGCAGAAAAGAAAACUGUUUGUGUAAAUAUGAUUACCAAGACAGAAACAAAACGUAUAAUAUAUAAUGACCGAAAGUGA
Messenger RNA from Macrosiphum euphorbiae (potato aphid), 1233 nucleotides. The record is from the annotation of a GenBank genome assembly. NCBI's taxonomy places the organism in Eukaryota, Metazoa, Arthropoda, Insecta, Hemiptera, Aphididae.